AUGAGUAUCCCGAACAUCGCUCAGCAGCCUCCAUCUGGCGAAAACAUGACACCCCAAGAGAAACAGACCUAUGGUGAAUGGCUCAAAGAAGCCUACAGAAAGGGCUACGAGAGAUGGAUGCCCUGGAUUGAAGACCAGUAUCUGAGAUGGUUUGGAAAGGGCGAUAAUAAAGCGUCUUAUGCCACUAAGGACUCGCUCUCCAAAACAAAGGUUACCGGCGUGGAUCAAGUUGAUCAAGUGCAGGACGAUGUGCAUAAUCUUAUUGGUAACCAAGUUGGCGACAAGGGAUUAUUGAAGCCUGUGGGGCAGUUCGCUUCGAAGGAGGGAAUAAACCGUGCUGAGAGGAACGGGAAGGAGGAAGAUGGGUCAUAUGCUGCUUCUGGCCCUACGACUACAUUUACAGAUGCUGGAGCGAAGGGUGUUGGUAGUAUUGGAUCUGGAAUGGCGCAUGGUGCGCAGUCGGCUAAGGAUCUUACGACGGGGGGCCUAGCGAGUAUGAAGGGUCUUGUUUCUGGACAAAGUGAGAAGUGA
Messenger RNA from Penicillium longicatenatum, 531 nucleotides. RefSeq lists its product as uncharacterized. Bases 1 to 531 code for a protein of 176 amino acids. The transcript has 2 exons. The record is from RefSeq and is a predicted model, not a curated record. NCBI's taxonomy places the organism in Eukaryota, Fungi, Ascomycota, Eurotiomycetes, Eurotiales, Aspergillaceae.